AUGCUUGAGACCCAAAUAUCCCAAAUUGCCCAACCAAGUUCUUCAUCCUCCCCUUCUUCCUCUUCUUCUUUACCUAGCCAAGGUGUCAACCCCAAAUCUAUGUAUGCCAUUACCACUAGAAGUGGGAAGAUCCUUGAGAGUGAUUUAAAUGUUGAGAAGAGUUCCGAUAAAGGGAUAGGACUUGAGGUUCAGAAUGAGUCAUCAAGAGAGGGUGAGGUUCUAGAAGGAAGUGCCGAAAAGCAUGAGAGGGGUGAGAGGGAAAAAGAGAAGGAACCCGAAAAGGAGAGCACCAAAGAGCAAACACCUUUACCCCUUAAUCUCCAACCUAGGAAUGAGAGGUUGCCUUUUCCCCAAAUAUUUGCUAGGUCUAAGCUUGAUACCCAAUUCGGAAAGUUUUUAGAAGUAGUUAAAGGCUUGCAUGUUUCUAUACCCUUUGUGGAUGCUAUGAAGGAGAUGCCUCACUACUCUAAAUUUCUAAAAGACCUUUUGAAUGGAAAGAGAGGAGUUGAGACCGUUAAUCUAACCGCAAAUUGUAGUGCCAUUCUCUCUAGUAAGCAACCAACCAAAUUGCAAGACCGCGGUAGUUUUUCCAUUCCUUGUUCUAUCAAUGAGAUCCAUUUUGGGAAGGCUUUGUGUGACCUAGGUGCUAGUGUGAGUUUAAUGCCCUUCUCGGUCUACAAAAAGCUCAAUGUGGGAAGCCUUUCACCUACAAACAUCACUCUCCAACUAGCGGAUAGGUCCACAAAAUUGCCUAUAGGGAAAGUAGAGGACAUCCCCCUUAGAGUUGGUAAGUUCACCUUUUCGGUGGAUUUUUAUGUCCUUGAGAUGGAUGAAGAUGAAAGAAUUCCUAUAAUUUUGGGUAGGCCAUUCCUAGCUACUUCUAAAGCGAUCAUCGAUGUCAAAGAAGGUAAGAUGACCUUGAAGGUUGACAAUGAUUCUAUUGAAUUUGACUUGAAUAAGGUAAUGAGACAACCCUCCUCUAGUAAUGAAUGCUUUAGAAUAGAUACAAUUGAAAAUUUGAUGAAUGAGUUUAGAUACCCUCAUAUGCAUGCUUCUAAUGAUCUACUUGAGAAUGUUUUGUUGAAUGAGAAUGAAGUAGGCGAUCAAAAGGAGAUGCAAUUGUAUGAAGAAAUACUUGAUGAGAAAGAGAAGACAAUCACCGACCAAGAGAUGCUCCAAACACAUGAAAUCUUCAAGGUAGAGAAGGAGGAGAUCUCCAAUGGUAAGGGAGCACCGAAGGUAGAAUAG
This is a messenger RNA of Chenopodium quinoa (quinoa), 1248 nucleotides long. RefSeq lists its product as uncharacterized. The record is from RefSeq and is a predicted model, not a curated record. The coding region runs from base 1 to 1248 and encodes 415 amino acids. Lineage: Eukaryota; Viridiplantae; Streptophyta; Magnoliopsida; Caryophyllales; Amaranthaceae. The transcript has a single exon.